AUGACAGUGUGCACAUUACAAGUGAACAGAGAGACCGAACACGUGAUGAGUGUUUCGAAAGUUUUCGACGAUUUGGACCCGAUUUUGGACCAACAAGGCGGCCUAAAGAAUCCUGAUUCUGCUGUUGAAGAGCUGAUAAGACUGAUGGACGCUGUGCAAAACGAAGACUUUGAUAUUCAACUGUGUUAUCUGUUAGUGCUCGCUGAGACUAAGACUGCCCAAAUUUUGACUGCGUUUCUCAAUAAAGGCGGUUGGCCGACGCUAGCUCGUUGGUUGAACGGCUAUAUUGAACAAAAACACUUUGUUGGAAUUCGGCAGAUGGUCAAAACGUACCGUAGUCUGCCAGUGACGCACUCCCUCCUCAAAAAGCCCAUCGAGACGGGCAAGAUGCCCGGCAAAAUGAUCCGCUCGCUCAGAAAGCAUGACGACGAGGUCAUAAAAGCCGUUUCGAGUGAAGUCUUUGAACUAUGGAACCAAAUAAUCAACGAGGAAAUGGCACGCAAAGAAAAGAAAGCCAAGAUCAAGAAAGAAAAGAAGGAAAAAGAAGCUAAAGAAAAAGGACAAGUUAAACUUGUGGAUAACAUGAUUGGAAACAUGUUUGAUGCUGCGCAAGAUGAAAAGAAAAAGGCAAAAAUUGACGAAAAGAAGCGCAAAGAAGCCAAGAAACGCCGUCGAGAAGAAGAAGAGAAGAAAAACUCGCUCCUGAACAACAUUAUGAACGCGAUGCCUGGCAAGAGUGACAACCCAACAACCUCGGAGACAGCUGCCGCGGUGCCCAAGACGAGUAGCAGCCCCGAACCUGUGCUGGAAAAACGACCGCGAAAGCCUGGUGCAAAGACUGUCCGAUGGACCGAUCAAGCAUCAGCUCGACCGCUCGAAAUGGUCCGAGAGAUUGAAAUUGACCCACAAGAAAGAGCCAAUGUGAACUCCGAGGCAUUCAAACGUCAACUGAAUCUCGAAGCUUUCCGGGAAGGAGAACAUCUCCACUCGGAUGCUCCUGUGAAUGUCUUCCACGGCGUGAACCAGGGCGACACAAAGCCCAAACGUCAAUGGCGCUCUCCUCGAAAAAUCUCCUCGUUGAUUCCCGAUCAAGCGCUGAAAAACAUGGACCGCUUCUCCGCGAACUCCGACGAAAAGCUCAAAGCUGAAGAACGUACUAAAAUGCAACUGGCCCGAUUGUACGUCGCCUCCGCUAUUCCUGACUCUCCAAGUGAACCGGACAUUCGCGCCCCAGUGCCUUCUCGAGACAAAGUCAAGAUCAUCCCUCAGCUGACCGAGGAGCAAGAGAUGAAGCCAGAUAUCAAACCACAGCUCGAUCUCGAGGACUUGAAUAAACCAGUCAUGGAUUUGUCCAGCGUCAAUCUUAACUUUGACAUCAACACGAUUCGUGCUGCAGUUUCCACCGCUAAUUCUUCCAAUCAUCAGAGCUACCCGCCCCGAGUCUCUCCCCCAAGCCAGAAUCGCUACUCAACCUCUCCGCCGAUCGAGUCCAACCGUUUCGGCGGCCGAGGACCACACGAGCCAACUCCGCCUCGUCGCCACUCUCCUGCUAACAAUCGCUACGAGCCGUAUCCAGAUCGUCGUGGUUCCCCCGGUCGAGGUGAUCAUCGGUCUGGCUUUGUCGAUCACCGAAACCAGGGCGGCUUCAAUGGCAACCACCGUCACAACAUGGCGGUGGACAUCGUGGCUACCGAAACAGCCCCCCUCCUCGAGACAACUGGGGAGGCCCUCGGCGAUCGCGAUCUCCUCCACGGACCUACAUUCGCGACUACCGCCGCUAAAUCCGCUACUGGCUUGGCCGUCGUCUAUUUUGUCAUUUCCGCGUAUUUCGGAUUCUUGCUUGUUUCGCUGAACAAAUUGGACGAAGAUUACAUCAGCUUUGAAGACUAUGCUUACGAAGACUUCGAUUUUCCCAAAAUCCCAAUUCAGUGUUUCCAGUACUCGUUCAUGCUGACGCUUAGCUGGACAAUGAUGAUGACGAGUCUGUGCGGCGUGAUGGGCAUUUACGCUUGCAACUGCGCCAAGAAUGCGAUUUUAAUGAACCGCCGAGUGUUCUCACUUACACGUGAUCUGCGGGCUCACGCGGAAAAGCCCGACGACUUGAAGAUUGAUAUUCCACCGACAUACGAUGAACUGUUCCCGGACAAACCAGCUCAGAAUGAUCAGAACCCACAAGAUCCGCCGCCCUUUAGCGCCACCUGA
Oikopleura dioica is the source of this 2202-nucleotide messenger RNA. NCBI's taxonomy places the organism in Eukaryota, Metazoa, Chordata, Appendicularia, Copelata, Oikopleuridae. The record is from the annotation of a GenBank genome assembly.